AUGCAAGCAGCCCUUGAGAUCACUGCUCGCUAUUGCAGUCGGAAACUGGAGCAGUAUGGCCAGUGUGUGGCUGCCAAGCCUGAGUCGUGGCAGCGGGACUGUCACCACCUCAAGAUGAGUAUCGCUCGCUGCACGUCCACACACCCAAUUAUCCGCCAGAUCUGCCAGGUCUGCGCUGAACCGUUCCUGGCCUUUGAGGAGUGUCUCCGAAAGAAUGAAGCAGGGAUAGGCAACUGUGCAGAGCAUGUACACCGCUUCCUGCAGUGCGCUGAGACGGUCCAGCUGCCACGUUCACCUUCUGCUGGGGAAAUAAAGUCUCUUCUGGCUUCAUGA
Messenger RNA from Elephantulus edwardii (Cape elephant shrew), 333 nucleotides. RefSeq names its product coiled-coil-helix-coiled-coil-helix domain-containing protein 5-like. The record is from RefSeq and is a predicted model, not a curated record. NCBI's taxonomy places the organism in Eukaryota, Metazoa, Chordata, Mammalia, Macroscelidea, Macroscelididae. The coding region runs from base 1 to 333 and encodes 110 amino acids. The transcript has a single exon.